Molecule: messenger RNA, 962 nt
Organism: Eufriesea mexicana
Lineage: Eukaryota; Metazoa; Arthropoda; Insecta; Hymenoptera; Apidae
Product: N-acetylneuraminate lyase
Exons: 8
Coding region: 30-962 (310 amino acids)
Molecular function (GO): lyase activity
Source: RefSeq, a predicted model, not a curated record
UGCUCCGCUUGUUCACCUCGUGCUCCAAAAUGCCGAAAGUAUCAUUCACGUUUAGGGGACUUAUAGCCCCAGUGCUGACACCAUUUAACAAUGACAGCACCAGAACGCUGAAUUUGUCAAUGAUUCCGCAAUAUGCGGAUUUAUUGGUAAAGAGGAAAGUCACUGGUGUUCUUGUGAAUGGAACAAGUGGAGAAGGUCCAUCCAUGUCUGUGAGUGAAAGAAAAUUAGUUGCUGAAGCUUGGGCAACUGCCACGAGAACAACAAAGCAACACCUGAUGGUUCAAGUAGGAGGUGCAUCUCUUCCUGAUGUUCUUGAACUCGCAAGGCAUGCCGAAAGCAUCAAGGCUGAUUCCAUCCUCUGCUUACCGGAAUUAUACUUCAGCCCAACAACAACUGAACAACUGACUGACUACUUGAGAUUAGUUAGCUUGGCAGCUCCGAAUACUCCGCUCUUGUAUUACCACAUUCCCAGCUUUACCCAUGUUAACAUCCAUAUGGGACAGUGGCUUGAAUCCCAGAAUGAUCAUAUUCCAACUCUCGUGGGAAUAAAAUUCACCAGCCCUAACAUGGAAGAAGGUGCUCAAGCACUGCGUGCCUGUGGCAGCAAAUACGUCGUGUUCCUUGGAAACGACCAGUUAGUGAGUGCUGGCACUGCAUUAGGAAUGGAUUCCUUCAUAAUAACAAGCUUAAAUAUGCUUCCUGAACUUGUUCUCGAGACAGUUACAGAAGGACUUGUUAUGAGAAAUGUCAUGAGAGCCAGAGACAAUCAACAGCGUUUAACAAGUGCUGUAAUGGCUAUUUCACGACAUGGAACCUGGGUGGAGACCAUGAAGGUGGCAAUGUCUUUGUUGACGAACAUGAAUCUUGGACCCCCACGUGCACCUCUGUGUCCUCUCCCUACACAAGCUGUAACUUCAAUGGCAAAAGAGUUGCAAGGUCUUGGAUUUGAUAUCAGAAUGUAA